AUGUGACCAUCAGCAUGCAGCAUUAAGCAUAUCAUUCCCCCCUUGUCAUCAUUUCGCGGAAUCCGGAGGUCGAGGAAGGACACAUCGCAGAAGAAUGAGUGUAUACACAAGAUGUGAACCAGGUGUGAGAAUAAUGUGAGCCAAAAUGGCUAAUCUGCCAGAUAAAAACAGACUCCAUCUUCUUUGUAAUAAUGGAAAGCUUAAACAGAUCAAGGACCUACUUGCUAGUGAUCCAAAUGCAACCAAGCUUAUCAAUGAGCCUGCUGGGGUUUUUGGCUUCACUCCUUUACAUGAGGCUGUAAGCAGCAGAAAUGCAGAUAUUCUCAGAGUCUUGCUUACCUAUGGUGGUCAGGUUGAUGCAUUAUCAAAUGGAAGGUAUACACCGUUACAUAUUGCUGCUUCAAUUGGGGAUGUGGAAUGCAUAAGAGUUUUGUUGGACUUCUCAGCCAAUCUUUCUUUGACUGAUGAGUUUGGAAAGAAUCCCUAUGCAACUGCAGAGCUUAAUAGAAGAAGCAAGGCUGCAAGAGUGCUGAAGACAGCAGAAAUUAAAAAGCUUGCCAUGAAUAACAAUCCACAACUCAGGUCUGCAAUAGAUGGUCUGCAGCGUGGCAAGACUGUUGAAGAAAAAUGCUUUGAAGAAGCUUUGGAACUUGCUGUUGAAAACAAUUGUGGUAAAGCAGUUGGUUAUCUGGUACUACACGGUGCAAGGAAUGUGGAGCAGUGCAUGCAAGCGGCUCUUUUGAAGCCUGCUUUAUAUAAAACAGCAGUUUUGCUAUUGCUGUGCUAUGCAGCAAAGACAGAUGACAAACAGUUGGUUACAUAUAUUUGUUCUGAUUUGAAAGAAAAUAAAACAAGUUUAUAUGAUGAAAACAAUGAAUGUGUUUUUAUAAGAAAGUUUUUGCCAGGGGAAUGGAAAUAUAGCAUGACUGGUCACAAGUUAAGUGAACUGCGGAAGGCUGCAAGAAACGUCGAUAUGGCAUUUCCAGUUGCAAUUGCAUUUACCUUGAAUCACUUCCAAGUUUCAAAGAUCAUUUUAUUUGAGAUAUAUUGCAAGGAGGACGAAGGAGAAGCAGACUGGCAUGGACUAGCACUGAGUCAGGUCUUACCAGAAUGGAUCCAGGAAAAGCUCCAUUAUAAAAAACUGAUAUUGUCUCACAACUUGCUCACAGCUGUUCCGAAAAACAUCAACCAGAUGGAAAAUUUGCUGCGCCUUGAUCUCUCGAAAAACAAUAUUUCAGAAGUUGCAAAGGAGAUUUUUGAGCUGAUCCACUUGCGCAAUUUGAAUUUGUCAUCAAAUGAAAUCAAUGUUAUACCAAGGGUUGAUAAUUGGUCGAGAGCAAUGAAAGUUUUGAAUUUGAAUGAAAACAAUUUGAGGUUUUUAGACGAUUCUAUUUCACAGUCUGAACUAGAGUCAUUAAGUAUCGCAGACAACAAUUUAUCACGUGUUCAAAGCUGUAUUUGCAAGAUCAAGACAUUACAAUCCCUUGACAUCAGCCGCAAUAAAAAUAUUACAAUUUUGCCGCCAGAUCUUGCAAAGCUUCCUAAGUUAAAUUAUCUUGGAAUCAAGCAAAUGGACCAGAUAACCGAUCCUCCCUUGGCUUUGAGAGCCACGACAAGCUUGUUGCUACGGCAUUUGAAGGCGCGGCUAAGGAGUUCUGUAGAGUACUACACUAUGAAACUAAUGAUCGUGGGCCUUGCUAAUCGUGGAAAGACCACUCUUAUGCAUCGCAUCAACAAGAAUUUCGCUUUCAAAGAGAACACUUCGACCAAAGGUGUGGACAUUCGAGAUAUUGUGAUUCAAAAAGCUACUUUUAAAUGCUGGGAUUUUGCUGGGCAGGGGGAAUACUAUGCUACUCACCAAUGCUUCUUGUCUCAAAGAUCGCUGUAUAUGCUAGUCUGGAAUCUUUUAGACGGCGAAAGUGGAAUUAGUGGUCUCCGUCCAUGGCUUGCCAAUCUCCAGUUCAGGGUCCCGAAUUCUUCUGUCAUCAUAGUUGGAACCCAUCUUGAUGAAGUCAUGGAGAUGCCGGGUUUCAGCGAAGAGCGCAUCGCUGACAAGGUGUAUGCAAUGGUGAAGAAUUACAGAGAGAUCCACUGCCAAAGAGAGAUGAUUACAGCUGUCACUUGCUGUAUUGAAAAACCUCAUUUAGACGAAUGCAGACGAAGAAUGGAAAAAUUGCGUACUUUGAUUUACAAUGUAGCCAGUCAGUUAACCGUUGACGGUCAAAUAAGCAGUCCUAAAGUUUUAGGAGAGAUGAUUCCAUCCAGCUACUUGACACUUUCAAGGAUGAUAACAGAAAAACAAGCAGAACUGAACAGAGAAGGGCGCCUCCCGCUGUUGAGGAAGUGCCAGUUUGAGAACAUGGUUGCUGAAAACGCAACCAAACACCCGAGUGAUUAUUUUGAUCCCGAAGAUGUCGAACUGGCUACACGAUUCCUGCACGACAUUGGGCUGAUUUUACAUUAUAACGACCCAAAUCAAGAUUUGAGAGACCUGUACUUCAUUAGUCCUUCCUGGUUAUGUGAUCUUAUGGCCAAAAUAGUCACUGUUAAGGAAGCCCAUACUUUUAUUCGAGAUGGCAUACUUCGAGAAGAGGACAUAAAGCAUAUUAUAAAAAACGAAGACAGGAAUUUCCCGCAAGAGUUUUACCCGAAAUAUUUACGUCUGCUGGCCCGUUUCCAAAUUGCAUGUAGAAUAGAUAAGGAGAGAAUCCUUGUGCCAUCGCGACUGCCUGAAAACAUCCCUGCCAAUAUUCCCCCUUUAAAGGUGCCGAAACAAACGAUCCUGCGGCUGCACCACUUCUCGUGUAUACCCCAUGGGUUUUGGAGCCGUUUUAUCAGCAGGUUUUUGCUGUAUCUAAACGACAUGCUUAAUGCUACGAGCCAUCAAAGUAGAGAAAAUGACGAAAGUGUAGGAAAUGAAGGAGAGCAAGUUGAAGAUGAUGAUAUGGAAUGGUGCGAAGAAAAAUGGGAAAAGGAAUCAAACGCCUGGAAAGAGAGCCCUGUUCCCAACGGAACAGAGAAAAGCCCUAGUCCGGAAAGCCCUAGUCCGGAAAGCCCUAGUCACGAAAAAAGUAGCGCAGCACAGGAGCCCAGUCAACCAGCUACAGAAAAGGAAGACGAUGACGUCAAUAUAAACACUGGUAAAGUAGAUGCAAGUUUUCUAAUUAAUGGGGUUCGCUUAGAGGACAAUGAAGAUUCUUGUCGUGCUUCCUCUACCUCUUUCUGGCAAGAUUCAAGAGAAGCUACGCCUAUUUCUGUUGGUGAUUCAUCUGUUUACAGUCAGACAUCACCCACUAGCUGGGAUCAAUCUAGAACGAGCUCGUCGCAAGAUUUCAAAAUUUCUCAUGGUCAAAAGUCAGAGGAUGAGGGAAGUGUUGCCUCGACCUCCAGCAUUUCAUCAGAGGACUCACGAGCUCAACAAGGAGCCAGCUAUGGAGCAACAUUUCAUGAACAGCAAUGGGAGUCUUAUGACCCAGAGGACGAUCAUUUCUUUGAAGCUGUGGAUAUCUCAACUCUUAUUGAUCGAAAGCAAUUGAUUUGUUGGAGGUAUGGAGUAAUAUUCAACCACCCAAAGCUGUUUUUGUCUGUUAUGUUAAAAGAGGAUGUGGAUGAUCGUUGGAUUGUCGAAACUAAAGUUUGCAAAUCAUUGUUAGGAUACAGAGCUCUGGCAUUCACAGUGGAUCACAUUAGAACACUGAUCAAAGAAUGGUUUCCUGGCUUAGAGGGUACCGAUGGUUUUAAUCCAUAUGUCCAACAGCUGGCACCUUGCCCAGUGUGUAUCAGCUGUGGCAUUAAUCCACCGUAUGAAUUUGAAGUAACCGAAUGUUUGAAAGAGUCCUUCAGUAAAGAAUUUUUGCUCUGUGACAAUAGCCACAUUCCUCGUGUCGUAGAACUAAGUGUAUUGUGUCCUGACUUAUUGUUUAUGGAUUUGGAGCCAUCAAUGCAGGUGGCAAGAAACGACUUGAUGUUCUUGGAGGCAGAUGACAACUUGCUUGGGCAAGGUCAAUUUGGAAAAGUGUAUAGAGGAGCAUACAAGGAUAAUCUAGCAGCCGUAAAGCUGUUCAAUUUCAAAGUGGAAAUCAAUCCUGAUCUGGUUGAGGCCCUCGAUCACUUCUAUGAGGUGCGUCAAGAGGCAGUUGUGCUGAGUCGAGUUGGACGCCAUCCGUAUAUAAUUACCUUUUACGGAGUUUCUGUACGCCCUAAAUUAUGUCUUGCUAUAGAAUUAGCAACUAGGGGAACACUGAAAGACGUGCUAAGAAACCCCUAUCACGUAAUCGAUAGAAUUGUUAUUUAUCGUAUUGCACAACAAACAGCUAGUGCGAUUUCCUACUUACAUUCUAUGGGAAUCAUUCACAGAGACUUGAAGUCAGACAAUGUUUUGCUGUUUUCUUUGGAGCCGGAUAGCGACAUCAAUAUUAAGCUUGCUGAUUUUGGAACCGCCAAUUUCAUCUCUCCAGUCGGCCUCAAGUUCUUCACAGGCACUCCUGGAUUCAUUGCCCCAGAGAUUUUUGAAUAUUCCAAAACGGAAGAAUAUGAUAGUAAAGUUGAUGUGUUUUCAUAUGCUAUGGUUCUAUAUGAACUGAUAUCCAGACGAAGGCCAUUUUAUGACUGUGACAGUGCUAUUGAGGUAAACAAUUCCCUCAAAGAGGGUAAGCGCCCUCGCUUCUACAACAUAGAGAAUACUAAGUACUCAUUGUUAACACUGACAGCAUUGAUGAUCAAAACAUGGGCACAGGAAGCUGUGAAACGUCCAUCCUCUUUGGACAUUACCCGACAGCUGAAAUCACCUAGCUUCUGUUUGCUUUAUGGCAAGGCCCCACUUAGAGAUGUUAACACUCCACGGCUUUUGUGCUGCAUCAAAAGCAGGGGUGAGCUCUGGAUUACCUGUGAUGAUAGGGCUGGUGCUUCUAUUCUAAUUGUUAACAUAGAGACCACAGAUAUCAAACAGAAAUUUGUUCCAGAAAACAAAUGCUUAGCCAAAGCAAAGGAAUCAUUUUUCAACAUUUCAUCAAUUUAUGAAAUCGACAAAGAACACGUGGCCAUUAUCCUGCGAAGCACCUCUGACUACGUGUCGGUCUAUUCAUCUGAAAGAAGGAAGCUUGUAUCGUCUUUCCCGUUUCUCAAUAACUAUAUCCGUUCUCUGGCGGUGCAUAGUAGCUUCGUGAUCAUUGGUCGAGAAGAUGGUGCGUUUGAAAGAGUUGACAAAAAGGACUUUCUAAAGGGAAAGUGGAAGGACAAGGCGACGGUUACCGUGAAUGCAAAACGAACUAUAUCUGCUGUUACAAUAAGUGAGGUAGAGACACAGGAAGACAAUGGAUUGCUGGUAAAGUUGCUUCUUGGUUGUGACAAGUAUGUUUACAAGUAUCCGCUAAUUUUUGACGUUCCAAGUGAAGUGAAGCUUGAGGGAAUGAGGCAUGGAAACGAAAAAAAUCAUGUAUCCCAGCUGAAUGUCUCUGAAGAUGGCAGGCUUUUAUUUGUUGCUUGCAGUGGCAGCUCCGUUGUGAGCAUAUACACGGUCGAGACGCUUAACGUGGUAGGCGAUGUUGAUUGUGCCAAAGAGAUACAAAAACUCAAACCAGGCAGUGAUUGUUAUGACCAGCGAGUCACAUGUUUCUGUGUGAAUUAUGACACCCUGUGGAUUGGUACUGGGAGUGGCCAUAUCCUGAUCUAUGAAGUUUAUGACGACAGAGAUCCCUCUCUGAUCACGUGGCUGAAGCCGUACAAACUUGAGAUCCGAUCGUUGGUAUCUUGCCCAAAUCUAGGGAGAACCCCUUCACGUUUUAUCGUUACCAUUGGCAAGGAAUUGAAUCCAUCUGCUUUGUGCUAUGGUGAAAAUGGACUGUGUCUUCUGACUGGAGCGAUGCCAGUCGACCCAUGUGACCCUUCAUUAACUCAGAAGUCAUCAAAUACAUCUGAUAAACGGAGGACAGUCAACAAGCAUCUUGGAGAAUUUGAUAAGCAGAUGUUGCUCAUAUGGGAUGGUGUUAAAGCAGCUGUUUUGAGACAGGUGGUUGGAGUUAAUUAAGGUUCAAUGAAGUUGCAGAUUAGAACCAAAACAGUUGCAGAGGAUAAUGACGUAAAGCACGAUUGCUAAACAUAUUAACAAGACAUGUAUAGAUAUUAUUCUAAUUAUAGAUAGUAGCAAUUAAAAAUUCUAAGUCAUCAGUUUAUGAUUAAUUGUCGAUUAUGUGCUUCGAGAGAUUAUAUUUUUAUACAGUUUUUAUGAAAUGUGAUUUUAUAGUUUGACAAUAUACAGUUAAAUGUUUAGAAAGUUGUAUUUACAGCGUUCUCGUUAGGCGGUCUAGUUAUUUCAAAAGAAUACAUAUUAGAUUUCCUCUAAUAUCAAAUUUAACUUUAAUGCUCAAUUUGGGUCAAACAUUUUACAAAAAGUUUCUAUCGCCAGACAAUAUUCGCAUCUGUUUAUCAUAUUUUCCUACAGGUUUUGCAUUAAUUCAGUUUUUUGACCGUAAGUUUGUUACAGUUCUUCGUAGUUUGUUUUUAAAGGAAUAAUGGUCCAAUUUUAUAUUUGUCAUUUUAAUUUCAAUUAAUAUUAUAACAUGAUAUGAAUUGCAUCAGUCACAUGCACUUAUUUGUUAUUUGACUUCUUAUGUUAGUUUGAAUACGCCAGCUGCAACCAUGAUAAUUUUAGAUUUGCAUAGUUUGUGAAGUUCAGCUUUUUCUAGUUGAACGGAUUCCAAGCAAGCUUUUUUGUAUUUCUCAUCAAUUCUCGGGCUUUGAACUGGAUAAAUCAUGUCACCCUUGUCUGAUUGACGUCCUUUGGAUAUGUUUACCAACCGCCAAUGGAACAGGAAGAAUUAGGGGUUUUGUAAGAACCUCUUUUCAAGAUCAUAACCAGAGAAUUUAUUAACAUUGUGACCAGGGGGGAUACCCAUUUUUAAUAUUUAGCCGUAAGUUUUUUCUUUUAAAAUUAGCAAAUUUACAUUUUUGGGGUCUUUUGGGGUUCCAAAGAGACGGUCAAGCUUUGCAUGACCGUAGACAUUAUUAAAUCAUAGGGAUUUUUGGUCCUCAAAAUGGUUGUGCAUUUGUUUCUGUAAUUAUCUCUGAGUUGAUACAGCUAGAGAUCAAUUUUAUAGAUAAUAUCUCUUUCACGAUAUAGAAGCAUCAAGAGAUUGAGCCUUUCAUCUUUGUUCUCGAUCGAAAGAAAAUUUUAAACAAUUUUUCAGAGGGCCAAAUGUCCUUUCGUAUUUAACAAUUCAACAAUAGGGGGAUUCGAGAGUAAGUGCAUAUGCCCGAUUCGUAAGAUGAAGCACUUUUAUUUGGUCAAUUUCUUCUACUGCAGCUUCUGCAAUGUUUUCUGGCUUCUCAGCAGCUUUAUAAUAAGAGGUUAAGGACGUUUACAAAUAACAGGGGGAGCUUAGCAUACACGUUUUUUUCAAGAAGGGCUGAAAAAAAUUCCCAUUUUAAUGUUUUAUGAUGAAUACGGGGUAUUAUUUUCAAAAUUGAAGCACAAUACUGAGUCUAUGAAGUUUCAAGUUUCUUAUCCAGAAAUUCGCCUUGCCUGUUCAAAAUAAUCUAAUUCAAUUUAACUCCCGUUCAAAAGAAAACAAGUGGUGCAAUUUGAGAUCCAGCGGAGACAGGGUUUCACAAUAGAAAACGAUUAGUGAAUGGGUCUCCUCCAGCCUGUGAGUUUUUACAAUUUAAGGUUUAAAAUUCCAGAGUUCCUAAAA
This is a messenger RNA of Rhopilema esculentum, 7688 nucleotides long. RefSeq names its product leucine-rich repeat serine/threonine-protein kinase 2. NCBI's taxonomy places the organism in Eukaryota, Metazoa, Cnidaria, Scyphozoa, Rhizostomeae, Rhizostomatidae. Gene Ontology annotation, biological process: protein phosphorylation. The record is from RefSeq and is a predicted model, not a curated record. Gene Ontology annotation, molecular function: protein binding; ATP binding; protein kinase activity.